GUAAAAAUUUUCAAUCCACAAGAAUGGCGGACAAAUUUCAAAAUCCCAAAAUCUCAAGAAUCGAUGAUGGCGAUACAUCUCUGUAGCUCAUUCAAUCGCCACGAUUACUCUCUCUUAUCCCUACACUUCUCACCUAUCAUAAAUAUGCAUGGUUGAUGACUUAAUUCACUAUAUAUCUCUCUAAUUCACCCGCCGCCGGUUGCUGUAUAACUAAUCUGAUGGGCCGUCGUCUCGAACUUCCUGCCGUUUCCGCCGAUUCAUCUCAUUCUUCUGUUGAAUCAAGUUUUCGGGAGCUAGACGAUGUGUUCUUGCAGACUCAAACUAGAAUAUGGCUUGGAGAAGUCCUAGGUACGAGAAUGGAUGAUCAAAUCAACAUUUCUGACCUACUUGCUGAUGGAGAAUUGCUGUAUAAACUCUCUAACGUAGUGUGGUCAAUGUUGCUGGUGAAGUCUAAGGAGUUGAGAAACCACAAAAGUAUAUUUGGGAAGAGGAUGAGUAUUGGAAGUUAUAGGCCGUAUUCUAAUGUUGACUCGUUUUUGAAGAUAUGCAAAAUUCUGGGUUUGAAAAGCAUUGACCUAUUCUCCCCAUCAGAUGUUGUUGAGAAAAAGAACACCAGAAAAGUUUGUAUGUGCAUACGUUCACUCUCAAAGAAAGCCAGGUCUAAGCAGUUAAACGUUCCUGAUUUCGAAAAGGUUACGUCUGCUGUUUCAAUGUCUACUGAUAUGGUAGGCUGCCUUCGCCGGAGCUGGGAAAUUUCUCCAUCUAAACAUGUUAAAACAAAGAAUGGCAAGAUCAAGUUUGGUGUUAAACAUGGCAUGAAAGGAUCCGAUGAAGCAGAAAGCAGUGACUAUACGCGAAUAUCGUCUCAAUCAACGAGCUGUUCUUACGAUUCCGAUUUGGUGGAAAUUUCAGACUCUGAAAGCUCGCCCGAAGUUUCUUCGAAGCUCAAUUCACAUGAUGAUGACACCCCUGAAAAGAUUUACGAUUCAAAAGGGUUGGCAUUUUCGGAUCUAAUUGCCUUUGGAAAGGAUGACCAUUUUCUGUUUGACGGAGAAAACAUAAUGUUUGAUUCCCUCUUCAAAUCAGAAUCUCUAGGCUCUAACUUCUCUAACAAAAAAGGUUCUCAAAAUGGCGACGAAUUUGAUGAUGUGGAAGUUUCCUCUGUGGCAAGCAUGAGCUCGGUUGUAGGUCGAGUACUGAAUCUGGAUUCUGAUGACCAAUUUGACAUCAUGGAUGAUGUACGAAGUGUGAAUAAUUCGUCAUCAUGGGAUGAUGAUAUUAACGAAAUUUUGAGCAACCCAAACUUUGUCCAGAUGGAAGAUGAUGGCAUUAUGGACGAGAUGGGACAUAAUAAUGAACAAGGCAAACAUCCUUCUCUAUUAAAAAAAGUUGUUUCUCUGGAUUAAUUUCCCUUAUUA
Molecule: messenger RNA, 1418 nt
Organism: Impatiens glandulifera
Lineage: Eukaryota; Viridiplantae; Streptophyta; Magnoliopsida; Ericales; Balsaminaceae
Product: protein OPAQUE10-like
Exons: 6
Coding region: 219-1406 (395 amino acids)
Biological process (GO): actin crosslink formation
Cellular component (GO): actin filament
Molecular function (GO): actin filament binding; cytoskeletal adaptor activity
Source: RefSeq, a predicted model, not a curated record